AUGCAGGGGGCUCCAAGUGCGAGAAUCUCCCAUCCAGCCGCCGAAGGCAAAAAGCGACAAACAAACUGCUCACCAGAGGUCAAUGCGGGUGGGCAGUUAUCGAUUGCCCAUUUGCACAUUUGCCAAUUCCUCGGUCUAGCCCGAGCAUUGGAUGCCACGUCUGCCCCAUUAUUCAACACCGUAGAUUACAAAGUAUAUUGAAGCUUAAUCCAAUCCCCCUCAGACUCCCGCCAUCCCGCCAACAACUAACUCAUCCACAAUCCUCGCAUCCUCCCAAGCUGUCCUCUCAGCCCUCAGUUCCUGA
Messenger RNA from Hymenoscyphus albidus, 304 nucleotides. Lineage: Eukaryota; Fungi; Ascomycota; Leotiomycetes; Helotiales; Helotiaceae. The record is from the annotation of a GenBank genome assembly.